Pogona vitticeps (central bearded dragon) is the source of this 940-nucleotide messenger RNA. RefSeq names its product POP4 ribonuclease P/MRP subunit (gene POP4). NCBI's taxonomy places the organism in Eukaryota, Metazoa, Chordata, Lepidosauria, Squamata, Agamidae. Gene Ontology annotation, molecular function: ribonuclease P RNA binding. The record is from RefSeq and is a predicted model, not a curated record. Gene Ontology annotation, cellular component: ribonuclease P complex; ribonuclease MRP complex. Gene Ontology annotation, biological process: rRNA processing; tRNA 5'-leader removal.
UGUUUCCGCCUCUCUCCCGGCCAGUUUCUCCGCAGGGUGCGCAUGCGCGUUUCGGUCUCUCCCUUUAAGAGCAGCGGCGUCUCUUACCGGCAAGAUGGAGAGUAUAUUGUACAACCCACUACCUCAGCAAACGGCAAAACUACUUAACAUCCAGCCUCAAGGGCCAAAGGAAGCCGAGGCUUUCGUGAAGGCUUUUCUGAAGCGCAGCAUGCCCCGGAAGAGUGACGAAGACAUCCAGGACCUCCUUACCCGAAAAGCUGUCGUCCUUGAACAUUUCCACAAAAGGAGGAAACGGCAGAAGAGGAGAAGGGGGAAAGGGUUCUCAGCCAGACACAGGAGAGCGAUGCGGCUCUUUGAGAUUAAACCGGAACAGCAAAGGUAUGAGUUAUUUGUUCCAUUGCAUGAACUAUGGAAACAGUACAUCAGAAGUCUCUGCAACGGACUCAGUCCUGAGACGCAGCCGCAGAUGAUUCAGACCAAACUGCUCAAAGCAGAUCUUCAUGGAGCUCUCAUUACAGUAACAAAAUCCAAAUGUCCCUCCUACGUUGGUAUCACGGGCAUCGUUCUACAGGAAAUGAAACACGUUUUCAAAAUUAUUACAAAAGAAGACAAGCUGAAAGUGAUUCCAAAGCUUAACAGUGUCUUCAGCAUAGAGCUUGAUGGCUUUGUAUCCUACAUCUAUGGCAGCAGAAUCCAGUUCCGAGCCAGCGAACGCUCAGCAAAGAAAUUCAAGGGAAAAGGAACACUUGAUCUCUAGCUUUUUCUGAAAAUUCAAGGAAUGGUGCAUAACUUCCUUCAAAUGGAAAGUAUUCAUAGCCGAGAAUUCAAAACAAAAGCAGUGUGUAUCAGAGGUCUUUCUUAAUGUAUGCUUUAUGUUUUUGUAUUGUGUAAAUUAUUUGUUUUUAAACUUAUUGUUAAGUAAAAUUUUUCCACCACCUUG